Messenger RNA from Chiroxiphia lanceolata (lance-tailed manakin), 1182 nucleotides. RefSeq lists its product as uncharacterized. The record is from RefSeq and is a predicted model, not a curated record. Bases 1 to 1182 code for a protein of 393 amino acids. The transcript has 5 exons. Gene Ontology annotation, molecular function: cysteine-type endopeptidase inhibitor activity; aspartic-type endopeptidase activity; RNA stem-loop binding. Lineage: Eukaryota; Metazoa; Chordata; Aves; Passeriformes; Pipridae. Gene Ontology annotation, biological process: proteolysis.
AUGGAGGAAGAAACCCAGAAUGAACAGGGAAUUUGCAUUAAUUGGGCUCAAAAGGUUACUCUUGACAGACCUAUAAUAGAAUGUACUCUUCUCUCUCCUAAUUCAGGCCAACAGAAAACUGUGUCUGGUUUACUGGACACAGGCGCGGAUAUUUCCAUAAUCUCUGCCAAAGAUUGGCCCAGCACCUGGGGUACAACAAGGCCAGCUGUCGACAUCCAGGGAGUAGGAGGAUCCAAAAUUCCUCUCCAGAGCAUUUUACCACUUCUGGUCCAAGGCCCACAGGAUUUCUUAGCUCCUUUGUUUCAGCUCCUUAAGGGAGAAGCAGAACUAACUUCUCCUCGUCAGUUGACACCAGAAGCAGAAAGUAUUAUUGAAGUGAUCAAUCAGAAAAUUUCAGAACAACAGGUAAACAGGAGAGUAGAAGGAUUACCUACUGCAUUGCUAAUCUUUCGUGGACCAAAACAGCCUUUUGCUGUAAUAGGACAAUUAGACUCAAAAAACAAAAAAUUUCUUUUGUGGGAAUGGGUAUUUCUCAGUCACCAGUUUUCAAAGACAAUUGUUACUUUGCCUGAAAUGCUUGCAAAAGUCUGUCACAAAGGCAAGCUUCGAAUGUUAGAACUGUCAGGGAAAGACCCAGAUUUUCUUUAUGUUCCACUGUCCAAAUCUCAAUUGCGUUAUUAUGAUUUGCAUCUGUUUGAUUUUCAACAGGUUAUGAGCAGGUCCGAGAUGGAUACCGUCCAGGCUAGUAAGGAUCCACCAAGAAGUUUCCCUCCCAGCUCAACCAGCAGCAGAUCCAGCACCAACGGAUUCAGCACCAACUACAGGAAGCGAUCCUCCAUCAGCAUCACCUUCGGGAUAAUCCUGUUUUUUACGUGCAGCAUAACACCAGCAAAUCAGAAAGACUUAACAUCAGGAGCCCUUGCCACACCUCCUCCAACAAUUCCAAAUUGGGUGAAACAACAGUUUGAAGAGCAGGUAAACAGGAAAUAUAGCAUCUUUAGAGCCAUACUCUACAGGACUCAAAAAGUUUCUGGGACGAUGUACUUCAUUAAGGUCCAAGUUAGUGGUACUGACUAUGUCCACUUAAAGGUGUUCGUGGGCCCUCCUGCAGAGAACGUAUAUCCUGCCCUUAUCAGUUUUCAGACUGGCAAGACCAGAAAUGAUCCUCUGGACUACUUCUGA